AUGGCCUCCUCUGUCGCGCAGAAGCGCCUGUUCCAUGAAUACAAAAACCUCUCUACCAACCCGCCCGAGGGAAUCACCGCAGGCCCAGUCUCGGAAGAUGACAUGUUCUACUGGGAAGCUCUGAUCGAGGGCCCCGGGGACACUCCGUUUGAAGGAGGUGUCUUCGCCGCCGAGCUUAAAUUUCCCAAGGACUACCCGCUGAGCCCGCCGACUAUGAAGUUCGUUGGAGGUGGGGUAUGGCACCCGAAUGUCUACCCCAACGGCACCGUCUGCAUUUCUAUCCUGCACCCUCCCGGCGACGACCCCAACCACUACGAGCACGCCUCCGAGCGCUGGUCACCCAUCCAGAGCGUCGAGAAGAUCCUCAUCUCCGUGAUGAGCAUGCUCGCUGAGCCCAACGAUGAAAGUCCGGCCAAUGUCGAGGCUGCCAAGAUGUGGCGCGAGCGCAGACCCGAGUACGAGCAGAAGGUGCGCGAUGAAGUGCGGAAAGGGCUGGGACUGUGA
Molecule: messenger RNA, 504 nt
Organism: Penicillium maclennaniae
Lineage: Eukaryota; Fungi; Ascomycota; Eurotiomycetes; Eurotiales; Aspergillaceae
Product: E2 ubiquitin-conjugating protein UBC7
Exons: 2
Coding region: 1-504 (167 amino acids)
Cellular component (GO): cytosol; endoplasmic reticulum
Source: RefSeq, a predicted model, not a curated record